Mesitornis unicolor (brown roatelo) is the source of this 2271-nucleotide messenger RNA. It is a transcript of the gene INPP5B, whose product is annotated as inositol polyphosphate-5-phosphatase, 75kDa. Gene Ontology annotation, biological process: signal transduction; phosphatidylinositol dephosphorylation. The annotation marks the transcript as partial. Gene Ontology annotation, cellular component: membrane; cytosol. The transcript is spliced from 17 exons. Gene Ontology annotation, molecular function: phosphatidylinositol-4,5-bisphosphate 5-phosphatase activity; inositol-1,4,5-trisphosphate 5-phosphatase activity. NCBI's taxonomy places the organism in Eukaryota, Metazoa, Chordata, Aves, Mesitornithiformes, Mesitornithidae. The record is from RefSeq and is a predicted model, not a curated record.
AAGCUGUCAGCUCCGAAGGCAUCAGGCAGAAUGGGAAGAAGCCUGCGGGCGGCCAGAGCCACAGCCACGACUGCACCAACAGCAGCGGUCCCAGGCAAAGCAAACUCAGACCCGAAGUGACGACUGAGAUGGUGCGGUCCUCCAGCGUGAUGGCUUCAAACAAGGCUGCAAUCUUAUCGGAACCCAAGUUCGGACUGAGGGACACCAUCGUUAAAUCCCAGCUUGUGCAAAUGGAGGAUUCCUACACGCACAUCCAGAGCUUCAGGUUUUUUGUGGGGACGUACAACGUGAACGGGCAGUCGCCCCGAGAGAGCCUCCAGCCGUGGCUGCGCUGCGAUGCCGAGCCUCCGGACGUUUACUGCGUGGGUUUCCAGGAGCUUGAUCUGAGUAAAGAAGCCUUCUUUUUCAAUGACACACCGAAGGAGGAGGAAUGGUUUAAAGCUGUAACUGAUAGCCUUCACCCAGAUGCCAAAUAUGCCAAGGUGAAACUCGUGCGGCUCGUGGGAAUCAUGCUGCUGCUGUACGUGAGAGCAGACCUUGCUCUGAACAUCUCCGAGGUGGAGAUCGAGACUGUGGGAACUGGAAUCAUGGGGAGGAUGGGUAACAAAGGUGGUGUUGCCAUCAGGUUUAAAUUCCAUAACACCAGCGUGUGCGUUGUGAACUCUCACCUCGCGGCUCACACGGAGGAAUACGAGCGGAGGAACCAGGACUUCAGAGACAUCUGCUCUCGGAUGCAGUUCUGCCAGUCGGAUCCAAAUCUGCCCCCUCUCACCAUUGCCAAACACGACGUGAUCUUGUGGCUGGGGGACCUCAACUACCGGCUGGAGGAGCUGGAUGUGGCGCGAGUGAAGCAGCUCGUAGAUGAGAAGGCAUUUCCAGAGCUCUGCCAGUACGACCAGCUAAAGAGGCAAAUGAAUGCAAAUGCGGCCUUUGAAGGCUUUACAGAGGGAGAGAUUUCUUUCCAGCCAACGUACAAAUACGAUGCAGGCUGUGAUGACUGGGACACAAGUGAGAAGUGCCGCAUCCCCGCAUGGUGCGACCGCAUUCUCUGGAAGGGGCCGGGCAUCGCUCAGCUGAGCUACCGCAGCCACAUGGCUCUGAAGAUCAGUGACCACAAGCCCGUUAGUUCCGUGUUCGAUAUUGGGGUGAAGGUUGUGAACGAGGAGCUCUACCGAAAAGCCUUUGAGGAAAUCGUGCGCUCGCUGGACAAGCUGGAGAACGCCAACAUUCCCUCGGUGUCCUUGUCCCGCAGAGAGUUCCAUUUCGAGGACGUUAAGUACAUGCAGCUGCAGGUGGAGAGGUUUACGAUCCGCAAUGGCCCAGUGCCUUGCCAGUUUGAGUUCAUCAGCAAACCAGAUGAGGAAACCUACUGCAAGGAGUGGCUGACCGCUAAUCCCAGCAAGGGCUUCCUGCUGUCGGAUGCUGAAGUCACGAUCGAGCUGGAGGUGUUUGUUAAUAAAUCAACAGCUACGCACUUAAACUCCGGAGAGGAAAAACUUGAAGAUAUCUUGGUCUUGCACCUUAACAGGGGGAAGGACUAUUUUCUGUCUGUAACAGGAAACUACUUGCCAAGUUGCUUCGGGUCUCCCAUUCAUACGCUGUGUUACAUGAGGGAACCGAUCCAGGACAUGUCAGCAGAAUCCAUUCGGAAACUCACGCUGAUGCCGCUGGAAACGAACGGCGAUGCCGUCGAAGCUGAAAAGCCUCUGGACAUCCCCAAGGAGCUGUGGAUGAUGGUGGAUCACUUGUACCGCAACGCUGCCCAGCAGGAGGACCUGUUUCAGCAACCAGGCCUCAGAUCCGAAUUUGAGCAAAUCCGAGAUUGUUUGGACAAGGGAAUGCACGACACCCUCUUCGGCAGCAACCACUCGGUGGCGGAAGCGCUGCUGCUCUUCCUGGAGAGCCUCCCCGAGCCCGUCAUCUGCCACAGCUUCUACCGCAGCUGCCUGGAGUCUGCCCGCAGCUUCCAGCUCAGCAGCCAGAUCAUCUCUAACCUGCCAGAGUGCCAUAAAAAUGUAUUUGAAUAUCUAAUGGCAUUUCUACGAGAACUACUGAAAAAUUCAGGGAGAAACCAUUUGGAUGUGAAUAUUCUUGCCAGUAUAUUUGGGGGGUUGUUGCUUCGCCCUCCUCCUGGACAUCCCAUGCCCGAUAUCGGUGACAAGAGGAAAGCUCAGCAAUUUAUCCACCAGUUCCUCGUGAGAGAAGACAGUUUACCGUGAAUUCCCGAUGGCGGCUCGUCUGAUUUUUAGAUAUCAAAUUAGUGUAAAGAUA